This is a messenger RNA of Peromyscus eremicus (cactus mouse), 1668 nucleotides long. Its product is annotated as putative GTP-binding protein 6. Gene Ontology annotation, molecular function: GTP binding; ribosome binding. Gene Ontology annotation, cellular component: cytoplasm. The record is from RefSeq and is a predicted model, not a curated record. NCBI's taxonomy places the organism in Eukaryota, Metazoa, Chordata, Mammalia, Rodentia, Cricetidae.
AUGGCGUCCCUCCGCGUCCUCCCGCGGCUCCGGCUCCUGCGCCGCGGCCCGGCCGCCCGGAGCCCCGCCCCCGCCCGGAGCCCCGCCCCCGGGUCCCGCCAGGCCCCGCCCCCGCCGUGGCCGCUGCGCGCGCACAUCCGGGUCCUCGGCGGCGGCGGCCUCGGCGGCGGAUUCGGCGGCAGAUUGACGGGCGGCUGGGGCAGCGGCGGCGCGGGGCAUGACGGGAUCGCGGCGGACGGCGGCGCGGAACCGGAAGAAGACGGCGGCGCGGAACCGGAAGAAGACGGCGACGCGGAGCUGCUGCUGGGACCCGAGGACGAGGAGGAGGAGGAGCCGCUGUUUCCGGUCGGCGGCCCGCAGCGCGUCUGCAUCGUGCACCCCGACUUCCGGGGCCCCGGCGGAAGGACGCCGGGGGAGACGGAGCGUGACGUGGCGGAGGCGGCCGCCCUGGUGCGCGCGCUGCCGGGCUGGGCGGUGGCGCGGACCCUGGUGGCGCCCGCGGGGAGCGCCGGGGCCGGAAGUGGCUGCGGCGGAAGUGGGCGGAUCUUCGGGAAGGGCAACUUCCGGGCGCUGACGGAGAAGAUCCGCGCGUGCCCCGGGGUCACGUGCGUGUUCCUGGACGUGGAGCGGACGGCGGCGCCGACCCAGAGGGAGCUGGAGGCCGCCUGGGGCGUCCCCGUGCUCGACCGCCUCGCCGUGGUGCUGCGCGUGUUCCGCUGCCACGCGCGCUCGCGGGAGGCCCGGCUGCAGCUGGCGCUGGCGGAGCUGCCGCUGCUCAGGUCCUCCGUGGACUCCGCCCGGCAGGAAGGGAGGGGCUCGCGGUACAUCCUGGGGUCAGGCGAGUCCCCCGCGGAGCUGCGGCGCCGGGCGCUGCGCGCGCGGGAGGCGAAGCUCACGCGUGCCCUGGAGCGCGUGCGGGCGAAGCGUGCCGUGCUGCGGGGCGGGCGCCGCGGGCUCCCCGUGGUGGCCGUGGUCGGCUACACCAACUGCGGGAAGACCACGCUCGUGCGCGCGCUGACGGGCGACCCCGCGCUGCGGCCCCGGGCCCGGCCGUGCUCCACGGUGGACGUCACGGCGCACGCGGGGCGGCUGGCGUGCGGGGCGCCCGUGCUCUACCUGGACACCGUGGGCUUCCUGGAGCGGCUGCCGCACGGGCUGGUGCACGCCUUCGCCGCCACGCUGGGGGACGUGGCGCACGCGGACCUGCUCCUGCACGUGUGCGACGCCAGCCACCCGGACGCCGCGCGGCACAGGGCGGCCGUGCUCUCGGCCCUGCGCGGCCUGCGUGUGCCACGCGCGUUGCUGGAGUCGGCGCUCGAGGUUCACAACAAGGCGGACCUGGUGCCGGGGUCCCGCCCCCCGGGCCCCGGCGCCCUCUCCGUGUCGGCCUUGCACGGCCACGGCCUGGACGAGCUGCGGGCGGCGCUGGAGGAGGCCGUGCUGCGCGUGACGGGCACGCGUGUGCUGACCCUGCGCGUGCGCUCGGGGGGGCCGCAGCUCAGCUGGCUGCACCGCGAGGCGUCCGUGCAGCGGGUCCGGGACGCGCCGGGGGCCGCGGGGUCCGCCCACGUCACGGUCGCCAUCGCCCGCGCCGCCCUCGGCCGCUUCCGCCAGCGCUUCCCCGGGGCGCAGGAAGUGGGCGGCGAGGCCCCGCCCCCCGCGGCCUGA